This is a messenger RNA of Magallana angulata, 537 nucleotides long. RefSeq lists its product as uncharacterized. Gene Ontology annotation, biological process: cell-cell adhesion. The coding region runs from base 10 to 537 and encodes 175 amino acids. The transcript has 4 exons. Gene Ontology annotation, molecular function: oligosaccharide binding; polysaccharide binding; N-acetylgalactosamine binding. The record is from RefSeq and is a predicted model, not a curated record. NCBI's taxonomy places the organism in Eukaryota, Metazoa, Mollusca, Bivalvia, Ostreida, Ostreidae. Gene Ontology annotation, cellular component: protein complex involved in cell adhesion; phagocytic vesicle; cell surface.
CAGAUCAAAAUGAGUUUAUUGCAAAGAAUUUUGUUGCUCGUCACAUCGGUCGCCAUUAUUGCAGCUGUUUCAUCACAACCGUUAGUGGAAAACAAUGUGCCAACAGCGCAGCAAUCCGGAAACGAUCUCAAUUUUUAUCUAUUGGAACAAGUGUACGCAAUGAAACCAAAAUUACAAGCAUUGGAGGCUAAAACCAAAGAGAUGGAACUUGAUCUAGCUAUAAAAAAGGAACAGAUAGAGGCUCUGCAGAAUCGUAAAGAAUUUAGAUGUGAAUCUGGGGUCGUUGAGAGAUAUGUUGACACUAAACCCCUCCCUAGCUGGCCAUACACACGGAGGGUAACUUUCCAAACUCCGUUCGAGGCGAAGCCGACCGUGACAUACGGCCUGUAUUAUCUUGAUUCUGUAUCUACCACAAACCUAAGGGUGUCAGCGGAAGUCACCAAUGUUUUCAAAACUGGAUUUCAGGUUCAACUGAGUACUUGGGCUGAUUCACAGUUAUAUGGGGCUAAAAUCAGAUGGAUGGCUUGUGGAAAGUAA